Messenger RNA from Closterium sp. NIES-65, 1638 nucleotides. Lineage: Eukaryota; Viridiplantae; Streptophyta; Zygnematophyceae; Desmidiales; Closteriaceae. The record is from the annotation of a GenBank genome assembly.
AUGGCGAUGGAGGAUUCGAAGAAACGCAAAGCGGAAGGAAAGGAUGGCAACGGCGAGUCAGGCUCCGGUCGUCACCACACCAGGUUCGAGGACCCGCCCGCGGCGCUCACGGCGCAUCAGGCGCGCAUGCUCGUGGACGUCAUGAAGGACGGCGACGUUCGCGAAGCGCUCGUGAGCGCGGCGAUGUCGCACAGCGCCGUCGCCGACGCGAUCAUGGAGAUCGUGGGUCGCGACUCGCAGCAGCGCCGAAUCUUCGUGCGCGGACUCGACUUCAACACCACCAACGAGACGCUUCGCCGAAUCUUCGUGUCCUUCGGCGACGUGGAGGACCUUCAGAUCAUCAAGGAGAAGGGGACGGGUCGCUCGCGCGGCUUCGGCUUCGUCACCUACCGCUCGCUGCGCGGCGCCAUUCGCGCCUUGGAGGAGCCCUCUAAGCUCGUCGACGGACGAAUGGUCGUGUGCCAGCUGGCGACGCUCGGCCCGGGCGGCGGCUCGGCGAGUGCUGACGUGGCGGCGCGGAAGAUUUUCGUCGGGAACGUCCACGUGGAGCUGUCUUCAGAGCAGCUGCUGUCGUUCUUCUCGCAGUACGGAGAUAUCGAGGAGGGGCCGAUCGGAUUUGAUAAGAGCACGAGGAAGAGUCGCGGGUACGCGAUCUUCGUUUUUAAGACCGCGGAAGGUGCGCAGAAUGUUCUGCAGGAGCCGAAUAAGAUCAUUCACGGGCAUCAGGUGUUUUGCAAGCUCGCCGGCGAAAACAGAGGCAAGCAGCAGCUGCAGCAGCAGCAACAGCAGCAGCCGGGGCUAAUGAUGCUACCAGGGGUGGCGGAGGCGGAGCAGCAGCAGGGGUAUCCGCAGAUGGUGUUUUAUGGGGGGGACGCGCAAGCCGCCGCUUACGCCGCCGCGUUCGCGCAGCAGGCGCAGGCGCAGCAGUUCCAGGCGGUUCCGCAGCAGCAGCAGGUGUAUCAGGUGGCGGACGUGUACGCGCAGCAGGCGCAGGCUCAGGCGCAAGCGCAAGCACAGGCCCAGGCACAGGUGCAGGCGCAGGCGCAGGCACAGGCGCAGGCGCAGGGACAAGUUCCGCUGCAAGCGCAGUACUACCAGCAAGCGCCCGCCGCCGCCGCGUACCAGCAGCAGGUAGCUGGUUACCAGCAGCAAGCCGCAGCUGGCUACCAACAACAGGCCCCGGCUGGUUACCAGCAGCCCGCAGGUGGUUACCAGCAGGUCGCAGCUGGUUACCAACAGCAGCCUGUGUACGUAGCCCCUGCUGUUGCCGCCCCAACUCUCGCAGCCCCCCCCGCCGCCCCACAAGCGGCGCAGUUGCAGCCUGCGCCUGCUGCGCCCUCCCCCCAGGGUUACCCCGCGCAAGCGGCGCCCGCGCAGGGCUACUAUGCGGCCCAGGGGGCAGUGCCUGCGCAGGGCGGAUACGUGCAAGCGGGUGUUGCGCCGCAAGGGGGGAUGCUGCUCUGUAGGCUGGUGGGAGCGAUUGCAGCAUCUGGGAGGGGUGAUAGCUUUUGGUUGUUGAUGGCUGCUUGUGUCUACGCUAGCCCGUCUGUUUCUCUCUACCAUUUGCUGCUUCCGUCUGCUGCUGCCAAGUUCACGGAGGUUUGUGUUGGCUUGCCACACGUUUACACCUCCUCCUGA